AUGGGGAUAGCGGGUACGACCGAUGACGGUACGGUCGACGUGGAUGAAGAUUCCGAGAAGGUUCCUGCCGCUUCGAUUCUUCCUUCGACAGAUGUGGAUGGAAAGGGAGCAACGAAUCUUGACCGUGCAGCUGCGACUGCUGCUGCUAGCGGAGCAGCGUCAGCUUCUAACGCGGAUAAUUUGGCCGCUACAGUGACAACAUUCGUCAGUACUAGCACUCAGGACAUCAGCUCUCCAGCACGUCAGGACCUUGACGCAUCUGACGGUGUAGGUUCGUCCCGUCAACCGUCCGGUCCCCUUGCAUUCGCCACCGCUUCUCUUACCGCGGACAAACCUCUUCGAGAUGCUGACCAGGAGCUAAUACCGCGUACGAUCGCUCCGCCUGCUGACAUCUCGGCGUCUCCGCCUGCAGUAGCGGCGGGUGAGGGGGACGCGGGAGAGUCCGCGGAAGGGGAGGUGAAGGCGGAAGAUUCGGCGAAAGGGGAAUGGGAGGCGGAGGAAGAGGUGAAGGAGAAGGCGGAAGAGAUGGAGGGGGAGAUGAGGGAAGGUGGAGUUGUGAAGAGAGAGCGUGUGGGGGGCAGUCGCAUUGAAACCGACGGUGUGUUUGGAGGUAAUGCGCAGGGCGAUGCAAAGAGCAGCAAGGCGGAAACGGGUAUCACCCAAGGGGAGGGUAAGGCACACGGAAGACAAAGGAACCAGGAGGUGCAGCAGCAGGGGGAGGAGGAGGAGGAGGAGGAGGAGAAGCUAUCAUCACAGCCGUUGGUGGAGGUGGCAUCUGCAGAUAAGGAGAAGAACGCAGGGCACCAGGAGCACAAGGAGCAGCAGCUUCCUCCAGUGGUGGAGGUGGUAUCUGCAGAUAAGGAGAAGAACGCAGGGCGCCAGCAGCACCAGGAGGAGCAGCAGGAGGAGCAGCAGGAGCAGCUUCCUUCCGUGGUUGAGCUGGUCUCUGCAGGGGGGGAAUCACCCCAGCAGGGACAGUGUGUGGUGUUGCCAGUGGACGCAGUCGUGUGCGUUGAACAACCGCUGCCUGCUCUGGAGUCGACUGGAAAGUCACUGCCUGCUCUGGAGUCGACCGGAAAGUCACUGCCUGCUCUGGAGUCGACCGGAAAGUCACUGCCUGCUCUGGAGUCGACCGGAAAGUCGCCGCCUGCGGAUGCUGUUGCGUGCAUUGAGCUGCCUUCUGUUGAUUCAACGCAGAUUGCACUGCCAGUCGGUGCAGUCGUGUGUGUUGCGCCGCCUGCUCUGAAAGGUUCAACUCAAGAUGUGCUUCCUCUGGACGCAGCCGUGUGUCUUGAAGCGCCUGCACCCGAUUCAACUCAGAAGCCACUGCCACUGGACGCAGUUGUGUGCAUUGAAGCGCCUGCACCCGAUUCAACUCAGAAGCCACUGCCACUGGAUGCUGUCGUUUGCGUUGAGCCGCCUGCCCUGAGCUCAAUGCAAGAUGCGCUUCCACUGGACGCAGUCGUGUGUGUUGAAGCGCCUGCUCUCGUAUGUGGACCGAUUGCCCCUGUUCAGCCUGUUGCACCGUCUCCUUUGGCAGUGCUGCCGGCCUACACGCCUGCUGUGUCGGUGGUAUCUGACGGCGCUGAUUCGUCCCAGCAGACGCUGCUGCCGCCGCCACCGCCAGUGGUUGAGGUGGUUUUGAGUGGUGCUGAUGGGUCAGGUUCGGCUGCUGCUGUGCUGCCGGCCUACACGCCUGCUGUGACGGUGGUAUCUGACGACGCAGCGUCCUCCGAACAGCCUCUGCUGCCGCUGCCUCCAGCAGUCGUUGAGGUGGUUUCGAGUGGGGCGGACGGUGCAGCCUCUGUUGCUGUGCUUACAAGUGAGGCUCUGCUGACUGCCAGUGGGAUCGUCAGUGUUGUGCGCGCUGGCAGUGAGGAGAGGGCAUGCGAGGAGCAGGAAGAGGGGGCAGGCGGUGAGCUGGAGAAGGAGGGGAAGGAGGAGGAGAAGUCAGUGCCUGCUGCUGUGCUUCAUCCGGGGGAGGCUCUGCGGACUGUCAGUGGGAUCGUCAGUGUUGUGCGUGCUGGCAGUGAGGAGAGGAUCGGCGCGGAGCAGAAAGAGCUGGAGAGGAGUAGGAAUGCGGAGCAUGCGAAGGCAGUGAGUAGGACGGUGGAGGAGGGGGGAAAGAUGCAGGAGAAACAGGAGGAUGAAAGUGGGCACAGAGGCGCAGUUGCUGAGGAGGAGACGAAUGGAGCGGGGCAGGCGAAGCGGGCACAGGAGGAGCAGGCACUACCUUUGAAAGAGGGAGCCUCGGGCCGGGAGGAUGCUGAGGGGGAGAAGGAGAAGGAGAAGGAGAAGGAGAAGGAGAAGGAGAAGGAGAAGGAGAAGGAGAAGGAGAAGGAGAAGGAGAAGGAGAAGGAGAAGGAGAAGGAGAAGGAGAAGGAGAAGGAGAAGGAGAAGGAGAAAGAGCAAUUGAAGGAGGCGAAGGAAAAGGAGGAGGGGAAGGAGAAGGGGAAGAAGACGAGGGGGGUAGAGGGUGGCAAUGGCAAGGGGGAGUUGUUGGAAUGUAGCAAGGGAGAGAAUGAGGCACUUGAGUUGACUCAAGCGGAUGGUGAGGAGGUGGAGGAGAAGGGUGGCGACGGGACGAGCGAUGAGGGAGUGGUGGUGGGGAAUAGGAAGGGUGGGGAAGAGAGGGAUGAGAAGAUUGUUGAGAGCAAAAGCAAGAGGGCAGCUGGGGGUGAUGGGAGUGGUGAGAAUGAAGACUUAGGUGAGAAUGAAGACGUAGGUGAGAAGGACGAGAGAGGUGUACUAGAUGAGGCUGCGAGCGAUGAGGUGAGGGAAUUAGGGAAAGAGGAGGGAGGAUUGGGGAAGCAGGAUGGUACCAUUGAGGAUACGGAAGGGAUGGAGGUAGAUGAUAAGAGGGGCGAGGAGAAGGGAGAGGAGAAGGGUGAGGAGAAGGGAGAGGAGAGUGGGGGUAGAGAGGAGAUGGAGGAAGAGAAGGUGGAGAAGCGAGAGGAGGGAGGGAAGGAGAAGGGAGAGGGGAAAGGGAAUGAGGAGAAGGGAGUGGAGGGAGAGGAGAGAGGAAAGGAGGAGAAGAGAGGAGAGGGAAGGGAGUCGAUGGAAGGGAAUGCGGGUGUUGCUGAGGGGGAUGGUGUUGCGAGUGGCAAUGCCGAUGCCUCACAGUUAGGCCCCAGUGAUGAGGGGGACGAUGCAAUGAUGAUUGAUGAGAAGAGAGGAGAGCAGAGGCACGUGGCAGAAGGGAGUAGAGAGAGGGAAAGGCGAGAAGAUGCCGAGGAGGAAGGGAGCAAGAAGGGCGAAGGCGAGGGUGGUAGAGGGAGUCAGCAGCUGACUUUGGCUUCGACCGAAGAAGGGAAGGAGCCUGAAGGAGUGGGUUUAGCUGCAGCGACGGAUAGCCCUAUAGUUCCCACUCCAACUGAUGCAGAUGCUCCUGCUGCUCCUGCUGCUCCUGCUCCUGCUGCUGCUGCUGCUGCUGCUGCUGCUGCUGCUGCUGCGGAUUCUCCUGCGGAAGCAGCAGCUGCAGCAGCAGCUUUUCCUGGUGCGGCAGGUCCAGCUACAGAGGGUGUGGGGGGGGUGGUUACAAAGAGGAACGAGGGGAGGAAGAUGCGGGAGUGGGACGAGCGGAUGCAUGCAUGGGAUGGCAUCAUGCGCGCAUGGCAUGGCCGCAUGGUGGCGUGGACAGGGGUCAUGGAUGCUUGGCGGGCGCACAGGCGAGAGCAGAGACGGGAACAGAGGCGCACACAGAAGCAGAAGCGGAAGGAAGAGCAGAAGGAAGUGCAGACAGGAGAGGAGAUGGUAGAUGACAAGGGGCGUGUUGCGGCCGCUGCUGGAGCCAGCAGCGAUGCUUAUGUUUCUGGGGAUAGUGACUCCAGUGGUAGUGACAGUAGCGAGGAUGAUACUACUGAGGUCUUGCAGCUCGGUGGUAUUGGGGAGGAGAGACCAUCUGGGACGGAGCUAGCGAUAGUGCCUGUGGAAACAGGCUAUGAAGGGAAUGCUGGCUACGAGGGGAAUGUGCUGUAUGAGCGUGCGCUGGUUGCCGGAGGAGGAGUGUAUGGGGCCGGUGACGAGCAGAGAAUAGGGGGUGGAGGUGUGGGGAGGGGAGGGAUGGGGGUGGGGGAGAGUAAAGUAGGGAGCAGUGGUGGGAAGGGGUUGGGCAGGAGCAGGCGCAGGAGCAGAGGGAAGGGUGUGGAGGGGAGUCCUGGGAAGAAGACGAGAGAGGACGCAGUGGCAGGCACACGGGAGGAGCACCUUUACCACCACUAUAACCAGCAGCAGCAAGUGCAGGGUUACAUGGAAUACCAAGGGCAGGAGCCGCAGAAUGGGAGCGCAGCAGCAGCAGCAGCAGCAGCAGCAGCGCAGGGCAGUGGGAGUCACAACUCGGGAGGCCACGGCCGUGGGGACGGGCACAGCAGUGGCGGGGGUGGAGGAGGAGGGGGAGCAGGAGCGGGAGCAGCAACAGCAGGUGGGAAUCACGGCACCAGUGGACGCUCAUGGCAUUUCUCAGGAUACCCUGGCGUGUCUCGAAACGGGCGGAAAUGGUCGGCUAAGGUAUCUAUGAACUCUCAGCAGAGAGCCAGAUAUGGGGUGUGCCAGAACAUGCACUGCGGGCAGUGGGAGGAGGUGGAGCAAGCAGCAGCGGCGGCCGAAGCAGCGUGUUUUGUUUUCAAGGGAGGGAAGGGGCGGACGUGGAAGUUUCUUACUGAGCAGCAGAGGGAGGUGUUAGGGGGAAUGGAUCCGGAUGAGGGGAUGUGGCUGAUUAAGGCGAAGAGGUGGAGGGAGUGGAAUGAAUGGCAGCCGAAUAAGACUGGGUGGGUGAAGGGGAUGGGGUUGGCUGAGAGUGGGGAUGGGCAUGGGGUGGGGGGCGCGCAGCAGGAGGAGCACGGGGAGGGGGAGGGGAAUGAGGGGCACGGGAUGGGGGGACAUGAGGGGCAGGGGGAGGGGAAUGAGGGGCAGGGAGAGGGGGAGAGUCAGGAGGGUGAGCCGAUGAUGUUGGAGUGGCAUGAGGGGUGGGAGGGGAGGCAUGCGGAUGGGCAGAGGGAGGAACAGAGCGAGCAGGAGAGGGAGCAGCAGAGGGAGAGGGAGAAGGAGAGGGAGAAGGAGAAGGAGGAGAGGGAGAAGGAGAAGGAGAAGGAGAAGGAGAAGGAGAAGGAGAAGGAGAAGGAGAGGGAGAAGGAGAGGGAGAAGGAGAAGGAGAGGGAGAAGGAGAGGGAGAAGGAGAGGGAGAAAGAGAGGGAGAAAGAGAGGGAGAAGCAGGAGAAGGAGCAGCAGGAGAAGGAGAGACACCAGCAGGAAGGGUACACCCAUGCUACAGCAGAGCACACCCACCCUGUGGCGUCCAUUCGCGAGCUGCUGGCCAUGCCCCGCACCUUCUCUGUUCCCCCCCCUCCUCCUGCCGUGGACAAUGUGCCGAGUCAGCAGGGCCAACAUAGUCAACAGAGUCAACAGCAGCAGCACCCGCAGCAGCAGCAGCAGCAGCAGCAGCAGCAGCAGCAGCAGCAGCAGCAGCAGCAGGCACAGCAGCAGGUGCCAAGUUUCGUUCUCUCCCUCCCACCUGCAUCAACCCUGCCACUGCACCCUCCUCCGCUGCACCCCAGCUCUCAUGGUCCUAUUGCUGCUCCUACAGGUGCUGUUCCUGCUACUGCGGGCAGCAAUGCACCCUUCCCUUGGCUAUCUGUCCCCACGCCAGGGAGUGUGCUCCCACCUGCACAUUCACCUGCUCAUACCCCUGACCCGCACGCUGCUGCUGUUGCCGGUGCCACAGGUGCUGCUACAGCCGCGGGAACCACAGCAGACGGGCAGUCUGCCGCUCCUGCUACAGAAACCACCGCAGCUGCUGCAGCAGCAGCUGCAGCGUUGAACCCGGCGAAUCACGGCCCAAGACCAGCCUCGGGAUACCUCGGAGUGGUGAAGAGCGGUCGAAAGUGGGCCGUGCAACUAUCAAUGAACAUGAAGCAGCGAGCGAGCUACUCUGUAGGCCAUAUUCUCAACUGCGGAGUUUGGGACGACGUGGGGGAGGCAGCAAUCGCAGCAGAGGCAGCUUAUCUAGUGCUGAAAGGGGAGAAGAUCGAGUUUAGAUUGCUGAGUGAAGAGCAGAAGAGGAGGCUGAGGCAGAUGGGACCGGAUGAGGCAGUUAGGAUUAUUAAGGAGAGGAGGUGGAAGGUGUGGAGGGAUUGGCGGGCGGGGAAGGAGGGGGAUGGGACGGGGUGGUUUGUGGGGGAGGAGGGAGGGGAGGAGAGGGGGGAGGGAUGGAAGGUGGGGAUGGGAGAAGGGAGGGGAGAGAGGGGCCGGGAGGAGGAGGAGGAAGGAUGGGAGCGGCAGGAUGGGAUGGAGGAGGAGGAAGGGAGAGGGAGGGGGAGAAGGGGGGGAACGGAGGCUGUACCUGCAUAUACUCCUCUCUCCCUCCUUCCGCUGAGCCCCAUGCGUCAUCCCUCUCAUCCCUCCUCUGCCCGCUCCUCUCCUCCCUCCUCCUCGGCUCCUUCUCACUCAGAGCACGCUUUCCCUGGCCCUGCAGCAGCAGCAGCAGCAGCAAGAGACGACAGGGUCCUUCCAGAGUCGGGUACAGGAAGGGAGAAGCAGCACGGGCAGAAGCAGCAGAUUCAGAACGAGUUUGCGUCAUCCCUGUCGCUAUCCUUGAACGCCUCUCCUCCCAGCGACCAUGUGAGAGGCUCCGGGAGGAUGGCAAAGAGAGAGGAAGAGGAGGAGCGGGAGGAGGAAACUGGGAUGACAGGUAUGGCCUCAGGCAUGGGGCAUGAGUAUCACAGACACAGGGAGAAGCAGAAGGGGCACGAGAGGGGGCACGAGAUGGGGCACGAAAGGGGGCACGAGAGGGGGCACGAGAGGGGGCACGAGAGGGGGCACGAGAGGGGGCACGAGAGGGGGCACGAGAGGGGGCACGAGAGGGGGCACGGAAGGGGCCAUGGGAGGAGGCAUCACGGGGGAGAGCAUGAGCAUGAGCAUGAGCAGGAUAGCGAGCGUGAGUUCAAGAGGGCUCGACGCGCGCAUAGUGACGAGGAUGUGGCAAGCAGAGAGAAUGAGUAUAGCGAUGCUGCUGUGACACAGCGGGAACGAGAACGAGAACGAGAACGGGGACAGCAUGGGAGGGAGGCGCAUUACCCAGAGUCCUCGCAAGCUCUCGUUCUGAUUGGCUCUCCAGCGCACCGACACAGCACACAGGAGCAGCACAGCUCAGCGCCCAGUCACCGCGAGUCAGCGCUGGGCCAUGCUGACUCAGCGGCUGGUCAGCACGGGGCAGGGCCAGGUCACUCGACCCUGCCGCAACCCCCGGGGGAGGGGUACGCGUCUGGUUACUUUGGCGUGUUUCGUAACGGUAAGAAGUGGUCUGUGAAGGUUCCUAUGGACGCUAAGCAGAGAGCCUUAUAUGGGGUAUAUCAGAAGCUGCACUGUGGCCAAUGGGAGGAUCUAUAUGAAGCAGCAGCGGCGGCGGAGGCGGCUUAUUAUGUGUUCAAAGGGGAGGGGAAGAGGGAGUUUAGGUUCCUAACUGAAGGGCAGAGAGAGAUGUUGAGACAUAUGGGGGCGGAUACUGCUGUUUGGUUGGUCAGGGAGAAGCGGUGGGCUGAAUGGAAGGAGUGGAGAGGCGAGCGGGGGCCUAUUCAGGCCCACUUGCCACAGCAGCAGCUGCAGGAGCAGCAGGAGCAACAGCAGCACCGGCAGCACCAGCAGCAGCAGCAGCAGCAGCAGCAUCACCAACACCGGCCGCAACAGGAACAGCAGCAGCAGGCUAGCCAGGGGUGGUGGGAGGGGCGAAAUGAGGGUGGGCUGUUGAAAGCGAAGGAGGAGGAGAGGAAAGACGGAGAGGGGAGCGGCACCAAAAGCACCCCUACGAGCGCAGACGAGAGGGACCUAGCAGAAGGAGAGGAGGGUGAAGCAGGAGGUGGUGGUGCUGGUGGUGGGGGUGGGGGCGGUAACUCAAGCCAUGUCUCCUGGGCGUCGGGGUACUAUGGAGUGGCAAGAAACGGCCGGAAAUGGGCAGCGAAACUUUCGAUGAACGCUGACCAGAGGCAGAGGUACGCCGUAGGAAAAAGCAUCCACUGCGGGCAGUAUGAGGAAGUUUUGGAGGCGGCAGCGGCGGCCGAAGCGGCGAAUUUCGUGUUCAAGGGAGGGAAGGGGCGGACUUUCAAGUUUCUGACUGAGCAGCAGAGGGAGGUGCUAGGGGAAAUGGAUCCGGAUGAAGCGAUGGUGAUGAUUAAGAAUAAGACUUGGAAGGAUUGGAAGGACUGGCGGCCGGGAGGGGUUGUGGUGAGGGGAGAGGUGGAGGGAGGGGGAAGCGGGGGAGGGGCGGGAGUGGGGGAGGUGGCUGGAGGAGGGGGUGGGAUGGUGUCUGGGGUGAGGGAGAUGGGGAGUGGAGCAGGAGGGGGAGCCCUUGGGGGGAUGGAAGUAGGGGUUGGAGCAGGAGGUUUUGGAGGAGGAGUAGGGGCGGGGGCAGGCUCGGGAGUAGGUUCGGGAGCAGGUUCGGGAGCAGGGGGAGGAGUGGGAGGAGCAGCAGCAGCAGCAGCAGGGGGGUUUCCAAGCGGGUUUGUGCAUGGAAGGAUGGUGGUGGGGGGUGGGAUUCACGAGGAGAGAAUACAGUCAGGGAGCAUUCCCAUGCAGCCGGGAAGCAUUGCAAUGCAACCCGGAAAUGUCGCCAUGCAACCUGGUAGCAGUGGGAAUUUUCUUGCUUAUCCACCAGGGGUGGGGAAUGUGACUGGUGCACAGGGGGACACAGGAGGGGGAGCAGGGUGGGAGGAAGCAGCAGCAGAAGAAGUGGCAGCAGCAGAAGCAGCGGCAGCAGCAGCGGCAGCAGCAGCGUUUGCAUCAGCUUAUUCCAACUUGCAGCGAUGCUCCCAGUUCACACCUCCCCCACCCGCAAACACUUUUAAGGCUUCAGAGGCCUUGAGUGGGAUGCAGCAUGCAGCAGUGAAUCUCAAUCCAUUGUCCAUCCCUCCUGUGAAACUCACUCCGCCCUCCAACGCUGCGGCGAUUAUUGAGUCGGUUAAAAAAACAUUGAAACCCACACCAUCCUCCACCCCUACAGCAAAGUCCUCCCGCUCAUCCGGGUACUUUGGAGUGGUUCGGGUGGGUUCCAAGUGGUCCGUGAACCUCUUCCUUAGCCAGGCUCAGCAGACCAAGUAUGGUAUCAGAGCAUCAGCUCUCAACUGCGGGUCCUGGGAGGAAGGGGAGCUUCUAGAAGCCGCCGCAGCAGCAGAGGCGGCUUAUCUGGUGCUGAAAGGGGAGAGGGGGAUCGAGUUUAAGCAUGAGAGGCAUGCUCUGGAGGAGACGCCUGUGCAGGAGACCGUUUCAGUCACUUGUGAGAAUUCUCAAAAGGAGAUGCCAAGGGAGUUGUCUAGAGGUGUUUACCACGACAAGACACCGGUCGUUACGAAGAAAAAGCAGGCGAAUCCGUCUGGUUACAUCGGCGUUACGAAGAACUACAGUGCGUGGGCCGUGCGCGUCCCAUUAAACACAGAAAGGAGCGCCUUAUAUGGGGCAGGGAAGAAAUUUUACUGCGGGCAGUGGGAUGAAUUAGAAGCAGCGGGAGCAGCAGCGGAAGCCGCUUAUUUCGUGCUUAUAGGGGAGAAAGAGAUUCAAGAGCGGGGGAUUAAGCUGCGGCUUUUAACUGAGAGGCAGAAGGAGACGCUUAGGCAGAUGGAUCCGUUCGAAGCAGUGAAGAUGAUAAAAGAGAAGAAGUGGAAGGAGUGGAUGAAGUGGGUUCCUGAGGGAGUGACGGGUGCUGCUGCAGGUUGCUCGGAUAGAGGAGAUGUGCAACCGGCCGAUGGCUUGGAUAAUACGAGUAGUAGGAUUGUGGGCGGUGAGACGAUUUUUGUGGCGCAACCAGCCGAUGGCUUGCUUAAUACGAGUAGUAGGAUUGUGGGUGGCAGUGCAGUGAUGUUUGAGUUGGCUGAAAAGGCACCUCGGCUUGUGGGUGGUGGCAGCGAUGUAGUGCUGCAGAGGCAAAGGUGUGGGCAGUUGACCUCCCCGUUGCAGCAGCUGCCGUGUUUUGAGUCGACUCAAAACACCGAAAAGGCACCUCGGCUUGUGGGUGGUGGCAGCGAUGCGGCGCUGCAGAGGCAAAGGUGCGGGCAGUUGACCUCCCCGUUGCAGCAGCUGGCGGCGCAGGGGCACAAGCAGGAGAGGCAGCAGCAACUAGGGGAUCCGCACCCGCACCAACUCCUGCUGACGCUUCCUGACGAUUCCCCGCAGCAGCAGCAGCAGCAGCGAGGGCAACUAUUGCAAGAGCCACUCUCCUUGCCUUGCUCUUCUCUGCCCAAGAAUGCCAAGGGAGGAACGAAAGACCUUCUGACAGGUCACUACACAAUCAAGAAGGUCAGCAAGGGCGGCAGUACUGAAGGGUCUAGUAUAAGUAUCAUAAGCAGCAAUGGCACUGGUAGUGGUGGCACGAGCGACGGUGCAAGCAGUGGUGCUGGUAGUGCUGAGAGCAAGUGGCAGGCGGUGUUAAAUUUCAGUGCGCACAAGAGCAUGCGUUUUCGCGUCCCGGAGCGGUUUGUUUGCGGGGAAUGGGACAGCUUUCGUGAGGCGGCAGCAGCAGCGGAGGCGGCGUGUCUGGCGAUCAAAGGAGAGAAGAAGAUUGCGUUUCAGGUGUUGGGUGAAAGGGAGAGGGAGGGGUUGAGAGGGUUGGGGAGGAGUGGUGCGGUGUGGAUGAUACGGGAGGGGGAGUGGGGGAGGUGGAGGGAGUGGAGGGUGGUGUUAGAGGAAUUGAUGGGGGGAAAUGGGAGAAAGAGGGAGAGGGAACAGGAGGAGAGGGGGACGGAGAUUGGGAGAGGGAAGAGGAGGCAUGCUGUAAGUGGAAAUGAGGCUUUUGCGUGCAUCUCAUAA
Closterium sp. Naga37s-1 is the source of this 10788-nucleotide messenger RNA. Lineage: Eukaryota; Viridiplantae; Streptophyta; Zygnematophyceae; Desmidiales; Closteriaceae. The record is from the annotation of a GenBank genome assembly.